Wasmannia auropunctata (little fire ant) is the source of this 1006-nucleotide messenger RNA. RefSeq names its product odorant receptor 67c-like. The record is from RefSeq and is a predicted model, not a curated record. Gene Ontology annotation, cellular component: plasma membrane. Gene Ontology annotation, biological process: detection of chemical stimulus involved in sensory perception of smell; sensory perception of smell. Gene Ontology annotation, molecular function: odorant binding; olfactory receptor activity. The coding region runs from base 31 to 891 and encodes 286 amino acids. NCBI's taxonomy places the organism in Eukaryota, Metazoa, Arthropoda, Insecta, Hymenoptera, Formicidae. The transcript has 7 exons.
GCUCCCGAGGAAAGAACAGCGCAUAGCGCGAUGCAGGAACAAAAAGACUUGGAUUGCGCGGCCCAAGUGUUGUCUUGGAACAAACGGCUAAUGUUGACGCUGGGCCUCUGGCCUUUUCGACCCAAUGAUUUUAUCUUCUCGAUUAACUUCGAAACGAUUUUCUCAGGACUACCUCAAAUCGUGAUCGACGAAAAUGUGACUCAAAUAAUUUAUCUGUUGCCUUAUCGUUUUCAUCUGUUCUACACGGUCGAGAACAUGCGCGUGUACACGAUCUCGUACGUCUUGGAGAUGCCGUUCGUCUUCGUCAGUGGUUUCGGACAAAGCGCCGCCGACUGCAUUAUGGUCACCCUUGUCUUUCACAUUUGCGGCCAGAUGUCGGUUCUCGCUUUGCGCAUUAACAAUAUAGACACCGGGCUCAGCGAUUGCAAGAGUGAAGUGCGACGUGUGGUGCUCAUGCAUAUACGAUUAUUACGGAUGGGAAAAAUAAUAAGAAAAGCAUUCAAUGUGACGUUGCUGGCGCAUCUUUUAGGAGCUACUUCUCUCGUGUGCAUCCUCGGUUAUCAAAUUUUAACGAAUUUUGCUAAGGGUGAGAGAGGAAUACUUGUUACAUUCUUGAUAUUCCAAUUCUUAGUCCUGCUUAUACUCUACGCUCAUUGCACUGUCGGCGAGAACCUUUUGACAGAGAGUGCUAAAGUGUGUGAAGCGUUUUAUGGUUGCCGUUGGUACGAUAUGUCAAAGAAUAAUGCGCGAAUGAUAAUACUGUGCAUGGCGAGAUCGCAAAGACCGCUCUGUCUGACAGCCGGCAAAUUCACCAUCUUUUGCCUCAGCACUUUAACUGACGUUUUGAAAGCAUCCAUGGGAUAUUUAUCAGUAUUACGUUCCUUUUUGUAACGUCACUGAAGAGCAGUAAUUUUCAAAAUUGUGUGCAAAGAUAAUUUAUAAGUUAAAUACAUUCGUCGCUCAAAUAGAGAUAAAUGUACAAUUUAUAAUAAAGAGAAAAAGAAGA